Rubroshorea leprosula is the source of this 472-nucleotide messenger RNA. NCBI's taxonomy places the organism in Eukaryota, Viridiplantae, Streptophyta, Magnoliopsida, Malvales, Dipterocarpaceae. The record is from the annotation of a GenBank genome assembly.
GUGUUGAAAUGACCUAAAAACCACCCCAACAUGUGAAAUGGAGAAACAGAGAUGGGAGGGCAUAGCGGGAAGAGGUCACGAAAUGACAUACAUGCCCCUCAUAAUAGUUUCUGCCAUUAUCAGUGCACUCAAGGUGCACCUCCAAGCCACCCAACUUGGGAGGGCUAGCUCAACAUCAGGGACCUCAAGUGUCUCCUUACGAGGUGGGCUUCUUUUCAAACAAAGAGGAAGCAGCCUAGAACAUGCCACAGCUCUAUCAUUCCUUCUACUGGUCUAUGGGCGCAGUUUGGGUCAAGCCAGGAGACAAGUCCAUUGUGGGGAGACGAUCGUUACUCCUGUAAGGCUUACAGAGUUCGCAAGAAGCCAGGUAAUUGGAACCUGCACAUGAUAUAAUAUUCAACUAUCACUCCCGCAAUCCACAAUUGGACCUGACCUGAUUCAGGCAUUUCAUCAAUAGAGGUGGACUACAUUC